GAUCUACAUGAGCUAGGCUCACGAAUAGGAGGCUCUCGCUUAUCCCGUAUCACUGGCGGACUCGGUGGAGAAGAUGAUGAUGUUUUAGAUGACUUCUAUGAUAACGGACGAUGCAAAUGGAUCCCACUAGCCAUUCGUAACGCAUUUUCCGAAAUGAUUGAUUUGGAACUGCUGAAAGACUCUGUGAUGAUGCUACUUUGUAUUUCAAAUCUGCUUGGAAUGAUGGGAUUCUACAUCCCUUUCGUGUUCCUUAAAGAUUUGGCUCACUCGCACGGAACCGAACCCAGCGAUAGAAGGGUUUUCUUUGGAUGGUUAGCAGACAGAGGAUACGUCUCAGCCUUAGCUAUCAACAAUUUUUCGCUAUUAGCUUGUGGUGUACUCACAUUUAUUGCUCCGCUUUUGCCUUCAUUCACUCUUCAAAUGGCCUAUGCAGCAUUGUUUGGCUUUAUUAUUUGGCUUGAAAAACUGACUAAUUCCUUCGGUCUUCUUGUUGUGGCAAGAGGUAUUGCAUCAUUAGCUGGGUCUCCAUUUGCUGGUCUUGUAUACGAUGUUACUCAAUCAUACUCAGCUACAUUUUACUUUGCUGGAUUUGUGAUUAUUGUUUCCGGACUAAUUUCUUGUGCAAUUCCGCUCGUGCAUAAAUGGAAGCGAAGCCAUGGAGAUAAUGAAGAGAUUGAAGAGGAGAAGCGAAGACUUAAGAGUGUUGACAAAGAAAAUAAAAGAAAUGGGACUGUUGAAGAAGUGAACGAAGAAGACGGUGGAGAUGAGGAAGCUCAAAAAGCAAAACUAGAAAAAGCUGAGAAUUAG
Messenger RNA from Strongylus vulgaris, 807 nucleotides. NCBI's taxonomy places the organism in Eukaryota, Metazoa, Nematoda, Chromadorea, Rhabditida, Strongylidae. The record is from the annotation of a GenBank genome assembly.